AACCUCCAUGAGCUUUGCUUUUGUUUCAUUUGUUGUCUUUACCUGGAUGGAGUUAUGUGACCAAAAUUCAAAGUUGAGGGAGGUGGGCAGCAGCUCGCAGCCCCAGCUCGCAGACUGCCUGCUGCUGUGCUGACUGAAAAACCAUGACACACAAAGCCAGGAAAGUGUGGAUUCCAGAGGCCAAGGGCCUGUGCGCUGGGCUGUGGCUUUUUCUCUGGCCCGGGCAGAAAGGAACAGCUCAGUCAGCAGGAAAGAUAAUCCACCCCCACCCUCCCACAGCCACAGGACCUCAUGCGGCGUCAAACCAUUUGUGAGCAGUGACAGAGCCAGAUUGGGCCAAAAGGAUAUGAGUGGGAAACUUCAAAACCUGCUCAUAUUUCUAUGGACGUGAAAGGAUUUGUAUAACACAUUCAGAUUUGAUGGACUUUCCCAUGUUUGCCCCGGACAGCCGUUUUUUGUUAGCAUGUUCAAAUAAUGAAUCUCUUAUGCGUAGGGUCCCUUUUUCCCCUCUGCUACAAGCUCCUGUUUCCAGUUGUCAGGUAGGGAUGCUGUGCAAGUCUUCCCAUCGUCCGUCCCAAGCUUAUGGAGAACCGCUGACUUGCUGGCUUCCAGGAACCAGGGUGCUGAAAUGGAAAGUAUAUUUUUUAUUCUUUUAAUGUUUAUUAAGACCCUUUUUGCUGGAGCUCAGUUCAACGGAUACAACUGUGAUGCCAACUUUCACAGCCGAUUCCCCGCGGAGAGGGACAUCAGCGUGUACUGCGGGGUGCAGACCAUCACCCUCAAGGUCAACUUCUGCCCGGUUCUCUUCUCCGGCUACACGGACUCAGACCUGGCCCUCAACGGUCGCCACGGAGACGCACACUGUCGAGGAUUUAUUAACAACAACACCUUUCCCUCUGUGGUGAUUUUUAGCAUCAGUCUGGCAACGCUGGAGUCCUGUGGAAACUCUCUGGUGGUGUCCACUGCUCAAGGACCCAACGCUUACGGGAACCUGUCUCUUGUGCAGAUUGGAAACAUAUCGGGAUUCAUCGACACACCCGACCCUCCGAAUAUAAUCAGCUACCUGCCAAGUUUGCUUUACAAGUUUAGCUGCAGUUACCCUCUGGAAUAUCUGGUCAACAACACGCAGCUCGCCUCGUCGGCAGCUGCAAUCUCAGUAAAGGAAAGCAACGGUACUUUCAUCAGCACGCUGAACCUUCUGCUUUACAACGACUCGUCGUAUGUACAGCAGCUGUCUAUCCCAAUGGCAGGGCUGACUUUGAAGACAAGGGUGUUUGCAGCUGUGAAAGCCACAAAUUUAGACAGGAGAUGGAACGUUCUAAUGGACUACUGCUACACAACGCCUUCUGGAAACCCCAACGAUGAGCUCCGCUAUGACCUCUUUUUUAGCUGUGAAAAAGACCCCCAGACCACAGUCUUUGAGAAUGGGAAGAGUCAAAUGGGCCGGUUUGCCUUUGAAGUAUUUCGUUUCAUAAAGCACAAGAACCAAAGGAUGUCUACCGUCUUCCUGCACUGUGUUACCAAGCUGUGUCGGGCCGACGAUUGUCCCAUGCUCAUUCCAAUCUGUGGCAGCAGGAAAAGGAGGGAUUCAGGUGAUGGAAAAGAACCCACCCCUUCAUCUGGGAAUGCUGUUCUGACUGCAGGGCCCAUCAUCACACGGAGUGAAGAAACACCAACCAACAACUCUCACCUGGCAAACCUUAAAGCUCCAGCCUUCCAGAUAAACACUGUGACAAGCUUGCUCAUCUCAGGAGUAAUCAUUCUGGGCAUCUUAAGCGCUUGCUUCCUCAUCUUGUCCCUCACCCUCCUCAAAGGCAAGGACUCUCCAGCCAUCGGUGGUGUUGGUGUCCGCAACCCAACUUUUAACUGACAGGCCUGAGUCCCAGCCCCUGAGGCUGAAGAAGGAGCAAAGAACAGCACAGACUUGACCCACGUGUGAAAGUAGUCAGUGUAAUGAUGGAUACAAGUGUCCGUUUAGAAAACUGUAAAAUGAGGAUUAGUGUAGAGGUACAGCAGGACUUUUUAUAUACUGUUUUGUUCUUUUUUAUGUGGCAAAAACAGUCGCGUGAUGAAAAACGUUUAACCACAUGGCAGAAACAUUAAAAGGAUUUCCCUAAAGGAGACGUAAAACAGUGGGAGUCAUUAAAUAAUUUGUCUUAUGACUUAAUUAUUCAUUUAUGUCCAAAACAUGUUACUAAAAUUAGUCUAAGAUUGCACUCUUUAAGUGUAAAUACAUAUUUGUAGGACUCAAAGACCCCAUUGUAGUUUAAAAUAAAUGCUUUGAUUAAGUGAGUUAUUAAAAAGGCUCAGGUGUUGAUGUUUUUUGACAUAAAAAUGUUACAUUUUUGGAAUAAGUUGUUCUAAUAUUAAUAUAUGUUAGAUUAAAUGUUGUUUGCAUAAUCAAAUGAUAGGGUUAUUAUUAAAGAUAUGUGCUCAUUUGCUGUUUUUUUUUCCAUUGUGUGGCAGUAGUAUUAGUUUUUCUAUACAUGUAUCUCUAGUAAUUGUACAUUUUUUUUUUAUCAAACAGCAAAAUACAUUAAAUGUACAGACUGUGGACAUGUUGCAAAGUUGCACUUUCACUCACAAUUAAAACAUACCCAAUAUCCAAUAAUAAAUGUACUGUGUAUAUCCUACAAAAACUUAAUUUGACAUAUUUGUUGGGAAAAUAACAAAAACUAAAUGAAUGCGUAAAAGUUGCUAACAUCAUUGUUUGAUUUGUCAGAGUUAACAGAUUGCAAUGGCUCCAUCUAGUGGACAAACUCUAAAACUAAUCUCUUUUUAAAAUACAUUAAGGCGAACACUAAUUCACGGUGACUCCUGUGGUCUGAAUUUUAAGGCAAACUAGAAUUAAUUUUGUUUUAUAGUUACAUGAUUAAUCAUUAAAAAGGCUUAGAAGUUGAAAAAUUCCAAUUAUUGUUGAAAGGGAUCUUUUAAAGGUAAUGAUUCACUGAUCCUUACUGCUGCAGACUUGAAAAAUUAACUGACUUAAGACAUUCUACAUUUCAUUUCUAUGUAAAAGCUUCAGUAAAACAGUUAGGGGUUUCUAUCUGGUUUCCUGACACAAAGCCAGGCUUUUUAAAAUCAUUUUGUUUUGUUGUUUUAAUUGAUAGCUGUUUAUAUUCAAAUCUUUAUUUAAAACACACCUCUGACAAAUUUGCAUGUUUUGCAAGAAUAAGAGGCUCCUCGUUUAUUUUUAUAGAUAGAUUUUAAGGUACAAAUUCAUCCCUUUGAUCCAUGACAAUCCAUGAGGAGUCCAGUUUUUUAUUUUUAAAUAAAGCGAUUACUUCAUAAAA
This is a messenger RNA of Oryzias melastigma (Indian medaka), 3293 nucleotides long. RefSeq names its product zona pellucida-like domain containing 1a (gene zpld1a). Lineage: Eukaryota; Metazoa; Chordata; Actinopteri; Beloniformes; Adrianichthyidae. The transcript has 11 exons. Bases 629 to 1870 code for a protein of 413 amino acids. The record is from RefSeq and is a predicted model, not a curated record. Gene Ontology annotation, cellular component: cell surface.